AAAACCGAAUGAAGCUAAUGGCCGACAACUAUGAGGAUGACCACUUCAAAUCUUCCCAUUCCAAUCAAACAAAUCAUAAGCCCUCCCCAGACCAGAUCAUCCAGCCCCUCUUAGAACUUGACCAAAAUAGAAGCAAACUGAAGUUGUAUAUUGGACACCUGACAGCCCUCUGCCACGACCGAGACCCCCUGAUCCUUCGCGGACUCACUCCACCAGCUUCCUACAACCUGGACGAUGACCAGGCAGCUUGGGAGGACGAGCUGCAGAAGAUGACCCGGGAACAGCUUCAGAGUGAGCUAGAGAAAGGUGAGCGGGACAACGCAGAGCUGCAGGAGUUCGCCAACGCCAUCCUCCAGCAGAUAGCAGACCACUGCCCCGACAUCCUGGAGCAGGUGGUCAACGCGCUGGAGGAGUCCUCCUGACGCGCCGCGGAGCCGGGAGGGGAACCGCGAGGGACAGGCCCCCAGGGCCUUCGUGGCACCAACGCUGCGCCCGGCGUCCCGCCCCGCUCGCUCGCAGAGCGCGAUUCCGGCACGUUCCAGCCCGUCAUCUCCCUCCGGCCCUCUGCUUUGGACGCGGCCCCCACGCGGAGCUCCGGACGUCCGGGUGGGUCAGCAGCCGAGUCUCUCGAGAACUGCCAUCCAGUCGUCCACGGUGGGCGCCGGAAGCUGGUGGCUCCGCCCUGCAGGGGUUGGGCAGAGAGUCCCCGCUCCCCCCGCCUUUGUCUGAGAGCAAAGCCUGGAACCUCCUCGGAGGUCAGCGGGUGGAGAGGCUGCCUCUCGCCGUCCGGAGAGCCGAGUGUUCACUGUCACAAUAGGUGCUUUCUCCUAAAGGGAAAAAAAUCUCAGAAAGAGUUUUAGAAAAAGAGAGAGUGGGCAAAGAGCAAACAGGGACAAAGAGAAACCAACUCCCCUCGCUGCCUCUCUGCUUCCUCCCCACGUGUGGCGUUUGUAUGGGGAGCCAGGCAGAGGCCUCACCCCUGUCCUCCCCCAGGUCCGGGCCUCGCCCGCCCCACCCUGCCCCUCAGCCAGCUGUCAGCAGGACGGCGGGAGCAGUGACCCCAAUCUCUCCGUGUGAGACCUUCGACCUUACCAUAAUUAGUUGUUAAGUAAAAUGUCAAUGGAAAGAGAAGAGAGGUUUGACAUAACGAAGCCCCGUCAUCCCUGCCUGCAGCUUUGCCCCUCUAGAAGGUUCCUCAGGCUGGUUUCCCCCAACUGUCUCUGGGAUGCGCCUGCCCUGCCGGCACCCAGGCCCGCGCCUUGCUGCCCGGCGGGGGCUGAGGUUGAAGAUCCCUCGCGCCCUUUCAGCUUUGCUCCUGACUUGCCCUCUCAGAACCGGCCUCGUGCAUGCCUGGAACCUUCUUCCGGCACAAGUGAGGCUUCUUAUCCCACACAUUCCCGUCUCCGUGCUUUGAUCCAGGGGGUAUCUGUGCAAUGCCUGCCGCGCACAAGUCACCACGUUCGGCAGCCGCUCUUGAAAGUCCUCUUCAGGGCAGGAGCGGUGCCGUGGGUCCCCGGGGCAUGCCUGCUUGAGUCAAAGCAGCGAAAAGCACAUCCUUCCCCUCCCGCAUCUUAAUAGAAGGUACCGUUUCUAGAAAAGUCUUUCAUAAGUGAGCAUUUCUCAUCGCUCAUGAUAAGGGAACUGAUAGGUUUGAGGGGCCCAGUCGCCUCGUCACCUAUGGGGUACCGUUUGGUAAUUGAGGGUGUUUGCUGUCUGCUGUUGUUACCCUCAGGGGGCCGUGGGUGGCUGCUCCCUGCCCAUCUGCACGUGCCUCGGGACCCAGCCCGCUCCCCGUCACAAAUCAGAGCGUUGGCCCCAAAGCUGCAGAUCCAGUUGAAGGUGUUGGCACGUGGAAGGGCACUUUUCCCAAGCACAGACAGUGGCCGUCGUAAAUAAUCAGGUUCCAGGAACUAGACCUCCUCUGCCGCCAGCAGCCCACCAGACACUGAUGUCUUCCGAGGGGAGUUGCCGGACACAGGUUCUGUCUUGCACUUUCCCCUCCCUUCCCCAGUCUCUCAGAGCCUCACGGUGCCCGUAGGUCAGCACGGCUGUCGGUGCGGGGCCUUCCCGCCACCAGGCCUAGACGGCCGCGUCCGUCUGUGUGGUCAGCUCUCCCGCCCCCCUCGCCCCGUGAGAGGCCGCGGGUGCUCCUCACCGAAGGCCCAGAUGGCCUCUGCGUAAACCUCCUGCUCAGAGGCUUCCUCACCCACCGCCAGGCUGGCCGCAGGGGGCAGGGGCUAGUGGCAAGCAGUGGUCACUUGCGGUUAAUGACCUCAAGUCUGUGUGUAUUGCACUGCCCAUAAGUCGGACAGAAAGUCCCAAGUACUUCGGGCCAGGGUGUUAGACUCUCCCCGUGUCCCCCAUAAUACAGAGAGCUCAGGUGUGACGACAGCCUUCGCAGGGCCGCAGCAGGACAGAGCAGGGAGCCGUGCCUGAAGCAUGGCCCGGCCGGCUGGCUGUCCUGCAGCUGGUCAGGCGGGUCUCCCCACCCCCGUCGGGCCCUUGUUGUCAGGCAGGGCACCUGCACCCCCGCCCACGCAGCGCGUGACUGUCACUGCACCUCCUUCCUUCUCUCACCCUCCCCCGUUACCUCCGCUCCAGAAAACUUACAGAAGCCCUUUGUGACAAGUGCUUCUGAGCAGGAAAAUCCCCGGGACAGACACCUCUGGGCUCUGUGAGCAGCAGGGAAGCUCCGUGAUGCUUCCGGAGCCCUGAUCUGGCAUCUCAAGUGAUGCGGGGACUGUGCGGCUGGAGUUUAGGGUGAGCACGUCCUGCCGUGGCGUCAGUGCAGUCUCUGGCGUUUGGAGUGUCUACUUAAUCUGGACCACGCGCUGAGCACGACUCUGAUCACACCAGGACUUGUCGUUCCAUGACCUUCUUCCGGUAUUCACGGUUUCACAAGGUCACUCAGCUGCUACUGACAGUCGGGAGCCUUGAAGACUCACUGCCGGAUGCCGGUAACGCCCCCAACGCCCCCGUUCCACAGGCCAGUCCCCUCGCCCUCCAGUGCCUCGAGAAACACCCCAAAUCAAGGUCGUCAUGAACAGGGCGAGACGAGCGGGUAUGACCCAGCCUGGGGCCCGUGACCGAGGAAGUGCGGGGCGAGUUUCUCAUCUCGUGACCUCUGUGCCAGGCCCGACGAGUCACCGAUGAAGGAUCUGAAUGGAAACUUGCGAGGACUUGGGUGCCAUUUGAAAUGGGAAAGAUUUUAAAUGGGCUUUAACCUACUCAGAAAUAGGAAUGGGAACCCCCAAAUUCGCCUCAGCUCUAGCCGUCGCCCCUGCACCUAACAAUCAAGAUCUGAGUCGCCUCUCUCGUCCUUGCACUCGGGCUUUGGAAAUGGCGGCCAAGCAGACUGGCCCAAGACCACUGCCGGCGUCGAUGGUGGCCACGCGACGUGCCAUUUUUGGUCAGUUAAAGUCUGUUCGGCUUCCCAUGAGGAGCCCGUGGGCUCGCCCUCUGCCCAGAGUGAGGGAAGAGGAAGGGAACGUCCUCACAAAGUCCUCGUCAGCUGCCGAGGUCGUCCCUCCAGUUAACGGUCAGGCUUGUGAAGGAAACCAGAAUCCGUCACCGCAGAAUGUCACUCUCUGAGCACCCCGUCGUCGGCAUUUGGAUUUGCCGCUGGAGCGUCCUGCUCCUCCCGGAGUCCUCCUGGCCGCCUUCCUGAAGCUCAGGCACCCGCCGGCCACCUCUGCGGGAAGAGCGACGCAGGGAACGCGUCUCCGGAGAGGCAGCCCUCCCGUGGCAUUUCCCGCGUGCCAGCGGACCCCGCGUCGGCAGCACCAGAGACUGUCGUGUCUGCCCCAACCUCGCGUCCCCCUGCAGGAGUGCGGAGGUGUGAGAGAGGGACGGGAAGAGGCAGACUGCAGAGCAGCAGCCGCGCCGCGGUGCCGGCAGGGCCCAGCCCCGGGCUUCUCGGGAGGGGACUCUAACUGUUGAAAGCAAUGUUUCGAGAGAACCUGGAGUCCCCCGUGUGAACUAAGGGAACGCACAGGCGAAAAACACGCACGUGGAAAUCCUUCUGAACAAAAUGGCUGUCUUCACCGACUCUUUUUAAGCAAAAACUGUUUCCAAACUUUUUAGUGUCAAAGCCGUAACCAGGUGUCUCCUGACUUUUCCCAUUGUGUUUGGCGAGUGCUGUGACCCUGUCGUAGGUAUUUCUCCUCCGGACUCGGGGGCGAAGUGGUUUGGGGAUUGAUUUUGGGGAGCGGGUUUUCAUCCCAUCCCACCUCUGCUGUCUCUCUGCUUGUCGAUAUUGUCUGUGUUACUCAGAGAACUGGGGCAGUAAUGUGUCCAUUAUUGAGAUUAUUAAAAUAUUAAGUAGUUGUAGAACUGAAAAGUUAAAGAGCUGUGUUUAAAACUGCAAACCAGUAUCAUGUUAAUAAAGGAAUUCAAGCUAUGGGGCAGCCACACUCCUCCCGUCCUGCCAAGGGAGGUGGCAGCGGGGCUGGCAGCUCGGGAAACACAGUGGCCUGCUCCAGGCAGGCGAAGCCUGGGGAGAGAGGCGACUUCUGAGUCAAAGGAACGCGAAUCUGGGGGCUCAGAGACUCUCAGUUCUGCCAGGAUUUUCCUGCCCAUCCUCAGGACUUGUCGGCCGAGGUUUCACAGUCUGUGACCCUAGAACCAGCCUCGCCCACGUCGGUCCCAGCUCAGUGUGCCCGAUUCCCUGUGGUGACCUGGGCUCGAGCCCAGCCCCACACCAGCAGGCCGCAGGGCCUCGCUCCUGCCCACUUGGUGCUAUAUCACCCAGUGGCCCGUCCUGGGCGGGCCAAGCGCGGGCCAGCCUGCAGCCCGCGGUCCGGGCGGGAUGCCGCGUCCUCCUGUCUCGUUCCUUCUGGCUUCAGGCCCUCGAUUCUUUCCCUGUGAGCUUUGGGACCCCAGAUCUCCCAGGCCAGGGCUGACGCUCUCAGCCCCAGAGGUGCCGCGUCGGGAAGGGAUGCGAACCCUGCUGACGCCAGGGGAUCUGCCCCUGGGCCGGAGCCAGCCCUCUGGGUCCCAGCUCCUUCCCACGCCACACCAGCAUCGCGCCGUCCGAGGCGCAGCUAGGCCUGGCGAGGGCGCCACACCGCCAGUCUGGCCUGCCCGCCCCGUGGCAGGGCCAGCCCCGGACCUGCCUCGCACGCCCAGGUGUCCGGCACGGGCCGGGCGCACCCCCCUGGGCUUCGGAAGAGAAGUGCCAGCUCCCGCGGGGGCGGAGGGGCGCUGGGUGCUGCCCCCGUAGCUUGAGUUCCUGACGCAGAUGCGCGCGCUGCCUUCACCCGUGCGUGUGUGUUCCUGCCGGAGUCGCGUUACUGACGGGAUGACGUCACGGAGAAAUUGUGUGAUGUUCAACUUGGCCUUGAUAAUUAUUGUAAACACUCUGUUCAUUUUUUCUUUUGUAUUCACAAACUAAAUCCAUCAGGAAAUUAUAAAGUUAUUUAAAA
Messenger RNA from Propithecus coquereli (Coquerel's sifaka), 5423 nucleotides. RefSeq names its product ELKS/Rab6-interacting/CAST family member 1-like. Lineage: Eukaryota; Metazoa; Chordata; Mammalia; Primates; Indriidae. The coding region runs from base 9 to 422 and encodes 137 amino acids. The record is from RefSeq and is a predicted model, not a curated record. The transcript is spliced from 3 exons.